Messenger RNA from Acanthopagrus latus (yellowfin seabream), 2677 nucleotides. RefSeq lists its product as uncharacterized. Bases 235 to 1140 code for a protein of 301 amino acids. NCBI's taxonomy places the organism in Eukaryota, Metazoa, Chordata, Actinopteri, Spariformes, Sparidae. The transcript has 2 exons. The record is from RefSeq and is a predicted model, not a curated record.
AUGCACUGUGUUUAAACAGACAAAAGAUGACAACCAGGUGACUCCUUCAAUCCAGGAUGCCUCCUUCAUGAAUAUAAUUGAUGAAGGACUACAAGAAAGAUUCAAACAACAGUUUGCUAGUGCCAUUACCCUUUAAGGGUCCGUGUCAAAGGCUCCCCAACAAUAGACCCCAAACAUUGAAGCAUCUCAUGUCUCUCAAGCGCAGCUUUGAGAGGAAGCCAGUUCCUCGGCUUCAUGGACAAGAUGUUUAAAAAUGGACCCGCUGAGCUAGCCCCUCCUCUCAGGGUGUACCAUCCAAAGAAACCAAAGCAAAUCCGAGUGAUGUUCGAUUCUGGCACCCCAUACGAUGACUCACUCAACUAUGAACUGUUAAUAACCGGGACUGACCUGAAGAAUACAUUGCUUGGUGUAUUGAUCUGCUUCAGAAAAGAAGCAAUUGCCUUUACAGCAGACAUAGAACAGACGAGCUACUGUUUUAUGGUGAGAGAGAAAGACUUUCUUUGGUUUCAAGAAAAUUACCUCAACAAAGACGGUGGGGAUUAUCACAUGAGGGUUCACGUCUUUGGUAAUAGCCCCUCACCUGCAGUAGCUAUUCAUGGCCUAGACCAGUCUGUUCAAGUCAGCGAGUUCAACAUUGACCCUGACGUUAAGCUCUUUAUGAUGCGCGACUUCUACGUAGAUGAUGGUCUGAAGUUGUUGCCUACUGUCGAAGCCACUGUCAACCUGCUAAAGAAGACACAGGAGGUUCUCUCCAAAUCAAACCUUAGGCUCCAUAAAAUCGGAAACAGCAAAGACGUCAUGGAAGCUUUUCCAUCCAGAGAUCAUGCAAGCAACCUUAAAGACCUGGACCUUGAUGCACAUAUGCUGCCAAUUCAAUGCAGUCUCAGACUCAACUGGAACCUCCAAACAGACUGUUUCCUCUUCAGUAUCCCCAUUGACACAAAUCCCUAUACUCGCUGGGGUGUCUCAUCCAUGAUCAACAGCCUCCAUCAUCCUCUUGGGUUUGCAGCGCCGGUCACCGUCCAAGGCAAGGCGAUUCUGAGAGAACUCACUGCUGAGAUCGGCAACUGGGGAGCGGAUGCUCUUACCUCAAGAAUUGGAGGACUGCUGGACGUCAUGGAGGGCAUCCUUGACUUGUAAUGGGGAAAGCCAAGCUGGCCCCCCGACCUAAGCACACAAUACCCAUACUAGAAAUUUUGCGCAGCAGUGCUUGCCAUUGAGUUAGCAGACAUAAUCUCAGCAGAACUGGACUUUAAGCCUGACACUGUAACCUACCACUCAGAUAGCAAAGUGGCUCUGGGUUAUAUUUGUAACAAAACCAGACUUUAAGUUUUAGCAUCCCAAAAAGUAGUCCUCUCAAAGAUUUUGACCCCUUCAUUAUCACACAAAGCCUUCUGAGAGUUGGAGGCCACCUCCACCAUUCAAGCUGUCCACAUUGACUAAGUCAUAGAAUCCCUCAACACAUGAAGCUUCAUCAACGCACUGAGGUGUUUUCUUGAGAAAAGUUGAACAGUGUUCCUGCUCCUGCUGGUGAGUUUGAAGAUUCUGACCUCUACAAGCACCAAUGGCGACAAGUUCAGCACCUGUCCAACACCUUCUGGGACAGAUGGCGAAAGUAGUUCCUCCCAACACUUCAGGCAUGCAAUAAGUGGCAGUCUAGUCAUCCAAGCAUGGAGCCAGGAAGUGUCGUUCUCCUCAAAAAUAGUCAAGCACCAAGAAAUGAGUGGCCUCUUGGACUGCUAACACAGACUUUCCCUAGCAAAGAUGGGACAAUUUGCAGGGUCGAGGUGAAGGCCAUUAAGCAAGGAGGGACUACACUCUUUCUCAGGCCUGUUAUGGAGAUAGUGCUUCUUCUCCCCCCAGAUGCUUUGAUAGAUAAAGUGUUAUGGACUUGCUGAGUGGUGUGUGAUCACACUAGAUGGGGAGUGUUCUGUUACAGUUAAAUCAAUGCAUUAGUCUCCUUGUGGGGGUCCCAGUGUGUGUGUGCCUCCUCUCUGUGGUGUGGCUGGAGGUCUCAAAGCGGCUGUAGGUGUCGAGGUCAUCCAGCAGGCUGUCUGUGGAGCUGAUGGACCUGGUGAUGGUCCAGUAGCCUGUGAUGUGCUGUAGGCCUUACCACAUCCGCCCGGAGUCAGCAGUGGAAUAGAAGCCUUCCAUCUUCUUUCUGUACUGCCUUUUGGCCACUGUGAUGGCUUUUUCCAGUCCAUACUUUGCAGCUUUGGACUCGGUCUCAUUGCCUCAUGUGAAUGCAAGAGAGUGAGCACGCAUCAUGUGACGUGCCUAACUGUUAAUCCAGGGCUGGUAAACUUCUCGACUUGUAUGUUGGGCACAGUGUUGUCGACACAAGUGCUUAUAUACCCAGUCACAUACACAGCAAAGUCAUGUAUGCUGACAGAAGAGUCCUCCAAAGUGGCUGCAGCUUCACAUCCUAGUCUGUCUGAGCAAAACAGUCCUGCAGGAUAUACAUACAUACAUACAUAUGUACAUCUAUAUAUAUAUAUAGAUAUACAGAUAUACAGUAAGAGGUGUUAAAUAUAUUUCAUUUAGAAAAAAUUAAAUCUCAAAAAGACCCCACCUGUGAAUUCCGUAGCUUUCAUAAAUAUGAGAAAGGUGGUUGCUAACAAUUUAUUCUUUGAAAAUCAGUGAAGUGAUGAAGAUCUGUGGAGAUUAUUUUGCUGAA